This is a messenger RNA of Naegleria lovaniensis, 1071 nucleotides long. RefSeq lists its product as uncharacterized. NCBI's taxonomy places the organism in Eukaryota, Heterolobosea, Eutetramitea, Acrasida, Naegleriidae. The transcript has a single exon. Bases 1 to 1071 code for a protein of 356 amino acids. The record is from RefSeq and is a predicted model, not a curated record.
AUGCAAUUAAUUUAUAUCAUAGUACCUUUGAUUGCCGUCGCUAUUGCUUUCUUCUUUAUGAGCGGAAGCAAAUCCCGACCAUCAGAAAAGCUCAAAACUGAAAAGAAGAAGAGUAAAAAGACAGAGAAAAAGGCAUCCAGUUCAGUUGUUGCAGCAGCAUCUUCUGAUGAAGAACCAAGCAAGGCCACUGAUGAAAUUCAAUCUCUUGAUGUUGCCGAACUUUACGGAUUGAACAAGAGCAACAACAAGCCUCAAGUCACUGAGUCUACUGCUAACAAGAAGCAACAACAGACCAAGGAGAAGCCAACCAAGAAGCAACAAAAGGAGGCCAAGAAGGAGGAACAACAAGAAUCCGAGGAUUUCCAAGUGGUCAAGAGACCUGAAGUUACUGGUCGUAAGAAGGAUGAAACCAAGAAGGCAUCUGAGCAACAACAACAAAACGACAAGAAGAAGAAGAAGCAAAAUGAAAACAAGUCCAUUUUCAAGAAGUUUGAAGAGCCAAAGAAGGAACAAUCAGCUUCUGAUGAAGAUGAAACUGAUAAGAAAAAGACACAAGCAAAAAAGACCACUUCCGAAUCCAAGACUGAAACCAAGAAGAAGCCAACAGCUGAAACAACUAAAAAGGCUCAACCAUCCAAACCAAUCGUGGAAAGUGAGGAAGAGGAAAGCGAAGAAGAAGAAGUUGUUGUUGAAAAGAAGCCAACCACUACUCAACAACCAAAGACCGUUGAAAAGAGAAAGACUAUUAUCAAAGAUCCUUAUGCUUCCGAGCAAGAUUUCUGGGAUGACAAUGUCAAGGACACUACUCCAGCCAAGCAAGAGGUUGAAGUGAAACCUGCUACCAUCAAUACUACAGCUACUAUUACUUCCAAGAAGCCAUCUGCUGUCUCAUCAGCCAAAAUUGUUGUGAACAACAGUGAAUCCACUUCAACUGCUUCAUGGUCUCAACAAGAAGCUGGAUCACAAUCUGCUGGUUCCGAUGACUCCAACUUCCCAAAGGUCGGAGCAAAGAAAGUGAAGCAAACUAAACAAACUAAGGGAGCUGGCUCAUCAGAAGUUUUGGUUCAAUAA